Molecule: messenger RNA, 2091 nt
Organism: Lactuca saligna
Lineage: Eukaryota; Viridiplantae; Streptophyta; Magnoliopsida; Asterales; Asteraceae
Source: the annotation of a GenBank genome assembly
UGAUUUCAUUCUUACAAGAAAACUCCAAAAUCCGAAGCAUGCUAAGGAUUUCCUCUAGAAAAUUAUGCCAGUGAUGUAAUCAAAUAAAUUCAAACCCACAAUUAAUGAUAAACCCUAAUUUCUCUCUCAUAUCAAUUCAAUUUAGCCACCGUUUUAUUCAUUUCAUUCUUCUUUAUCGUAAUUCCAUUUCUUUCAUAAUAAUACCACCUUCUUAACCUCGAUUCAUCGAAAUCUUUCGUGUUUUCAGGAUCCUGAAAUCAGUAAUCAUUCGGGGGAUUUUCAUCAAUCCUCUCGGGAUUCGUUUGGUUUCAUAAUCAAGGUUAAUUACGAAUCAGAAUCUUUGAUGAUCACAAACUCAUUGUUCUGUUAGUUCGAUAAGUCGAAUCAAUCCCAUAAGCAGCUAAUCACUUUACCUUGUUAUCGAUACAACGUCUGCAUAGAGAUACGAAGCUGUUGAAGAUGAUAAGAACUGAAAGGAACAACAAUCCAAGUGUCAUUGCAAAGUUAAUGGGUCUUCAUGAGGUGCCAUUGAAGCAACAGCCAGUUUCUAGACCAAAAAGAGUGUUGUCUGAGAACUAUCUCCAGAAAUCUGCUUCUGUAGGUUCACGAAGAAGAAGAUGGAGUAAAGUUAAGCAAAAGAAUAUGGAGAUAUUAAAGAAACCGAAGUCAACAUUAAAUGAUUCAAGUAAGGAUGUUUCUUUAAGGUAUCUUGAGAAAAGAAGUACUACUUUUGGGUGGGAAUUCAAGAAGCAGCUUUUAGAAAGAUCAAAAAAGCCCAAAGUUUGUCAAGAAAUUUGGUCUGGUAUACGGGUUUGUGAUCAUAGUGAGGUGCCUUCAAUGGCGGGUCUUGAGUCAACGCAGAGAUUAGGAUUAGGAACACAAGAUUGGAAAAUAAUAUCAGCCACCAAAUUGGUAUAUAAACGAUUUAACAUCUCUUCUCUUCCCAAUAAAAAGUUCAAGAAAGUGUCUAAACAUGAUUUGGGAUUCACCUCUGGGAGACAACACAACAAUGUGUUGACAAAUUCUGAGGAUGUUGAGUUUUCUUCUGGUGAUGAAGGGAUCAAACAAAUAGAUGAGAAAGUAGAAUGCAACGAUUCUGCAAAAGAAGGAUGUUUACCCUGUUCUUUGGAUGUUUCUUUUGAACAGGAUUCACCAUUGACGUCUUUAAAUUGCGUCGAUAUCGAUGAUGAACAUGGAAGCAACACGACUGAAGCUCAUCAUCCGAGUCCAAAUUCAGUCCUGGAACCAGAAAAUUUAUCAAUCGAUGAAUACGGUGAUAAAUUUAGCACCGAUCUCCAUGGUUUGUGGAUGAAACUUCAGAUUCUGAAAUCAGAAUCGGAAGAAAACCAAUCUAAACCUGAAAUCGUCACAUCAAGUGACGAGGAUGCUGCCGAAACCGAAAGAUGCUUCGGACCAAAAGAAAGUCGAGAAUUUUCGUACCUUGUCAACGUGCUCAAUGAAAUUGAAAGUUUCGAAAGAUGGCAUUCCGUCGAACACGUUGUGAGCCCCUUGAUUUUUGAAACAUUAGAGAAGAAAUACGGGAAGCAGGAGACGUGGAAUAAGGCGGAUAGGCGGUUGUUGUUUGAUCGUAUAAAAUUAGGGUUAUCAGAAAUUCUCAGACAACAUGUGGAAUUUAUAGUAUACUCGAAGCUUUUGAAGAGAAAAAUGAGUAGCAUUUUGAGGAGGGACGCCAUUGAAGAAGAACUGUGGAAAAUGGUAGUUAGUGAAGGAAAGGAAGUCAAUGUUAACGCUGACUUAUCUGAGAAGGCUGUGGGGAAGGAACCAUGGUUAGAAGAGUUGGGGGAGGAAGUGGAUUCCAUUGUUGUAGAGAUUGAAGCUUUUUUGUUCAAUGAGCUUGCAUUAGAGCUGGUUGCUUUUUGAAAUAUUAUUUUCAUUCUUUUAAAGAAAAUAUAGUGUAUGAUUAUAGAGAUUGAUUUGCAUAUAGUUUAAGAGUGUAUAUCAACAAAUAUCAUUGUCAUUUUUGUAGAUUUGCGAGGGCAUAAAGGUGUAUGUUUGGUUUGCUUGGAAGACCUUUCUGUAAUAGUUGAGUAUCUACCAAAACAAUUCCUCCAACGUUGUAUUGUUUGAAGG